CAUAUUGUUCUUCAUGGUCAUUCGAUGUUAGCAAAUAUCUAGGGUUCUUGCGAUGGAUGGGAAGAGUUCGCUUGUUCCGCGGCUUGGCGACGGCAGCGAUUCGAUGCGCCGCACCAGCUUCGGCAGCGCCGCCGCGGGCGCCCGAUCAGCAGGCGGCCGCGCUGGUGUCGGCGCUGAAGGUAUGUGGCAGCAUAAGGGAUCUGCGCAAGGGCAAGGCGAUCCACGCCCAGGCGGCGGAGAGCAGGCAGCUGGGGAUCCAUGUCGUCAAUGCGCUGGUGGACAUGUACGCGAAAUGCGGCAGCAUGGAGGAUUCCCGCCGCGUGUUCGACAGCAUUCUUCACCCAAACGUGAUGUCCUGGAACGUUUUGAUGCUGGGCUACGUCUCCAAUGGCGAGAGCGAUGUGGCUCUGGAUCUCUUCGAGAGGAUGCAAGCCAGGCGGUCGGGCUGCAAGCCAAACUCCAGGAGCUUCAUGGCCGCGUCCAAGGCUUGUAGCAGCCUCGCGGCGAAGGAAGACGCUGUUUUGGUCGAUGGGAAGCUCGUCAAGGAGGCUAGUCUCGAGACCGGCAGAGGCAUCCACUCUCAAGCCAAGCAGAUGGGACCGUCUUGCAGCGAAGACGUUUUCCUCUCGAGCUCGCUGAUCGAUAUGUACUCCAAGUGCGGCAGCAUGCUCGAUGCUCGAUCGGUCUUCGAUGAGAUGCCACGGCGAGACGUGGUCUCCUGGAACGCUUUGAUACUGGGCUACGUAGAGAAUGGAGAAAGCGAGGUCGCCCUCGAGUUCUUUGGGAAGAUGGACUGUUCGCCAAACUCUCGGACUUUCGUUGCUGCGGCCAGGGCCUGUGCGAAUCUAGCAGUGAAAGAGGAGGCCACUCAAGAAUAUGGAAAGAUGGUGAAGACGAGGAGCCUGGAGAAGGGGCUCGCUGUUCACGCUGGAGCUAUGGAAAGCCACUGCUAUGGAGAUAUUUUCGUGGGGAGCAGCCUUGUGGACAUGUACUCGAAGUGUGGGAGCAUGGCCGACGCGCGGAUGGUUUUCGAGAGCAUGCCUCGUCGUGAUGUCGUGCUCUGGACGAGCUUGAUGCAAGGCUUUGUGGACAACGGGGAAAGCGAGCUGGCUCUCGUGUUCUUCGAAGAUAUGAAGCUAUCCGGGUGCUGUCCAAACUCUCGAACGUAUGUUGCUGCGCUUGCCGCCUGUGCGAGCUCGGCAAUGCGAGAAGAAGCGGUGGAUGUCGACGGGAAACUCGUGAAGAGAAAGAGCUUGGAAACUGGGGUGGCUAUCCAGGGUGAAGCCUCAAACAACAGGUGCUGUGAGGACGUGUUCGUGGGGAACACAUUGAUCGAUAUGUACGCGAAGUGUGGGAAGCUAGAGGAAGCUCGCAAGGUCUUCGAUGGCAUGGCUGGCCGAGACGUGGUUUCGUGGAACGCAAUGAUCCAGGGAUCUGUUGGAAGUGGAGACAGCAAGCUGGCCUUGGAGCUGUUCUUCGGCAUGGCUCGGGAGAACGAUCCGGACGAGAGAACGUUUAUUGCUGCGCUCAUGGCCUGCGUCCAUCUUUCAGCGUCCGAACAACCUGUUCCGCGAGAAGAUGGAAAGCUACUGCGAAUCCAGAGCCUAGAAAAGGGGAUGGAGAUUCAUUCUCUCGCCACGAAGUUUGGAUGCUGUGAGCACAGAUUUGUCGGGAGCAGCUUGGUGGACAUGUAUGCCAAGUGUGGAGAUAUGGUGAAAGCUCGAGCAGUUUUCAAACGCAUGCCUAGCCGGGACGUUGUCGUUUGGACGAGCUUGAUCCAGGGAUAUGUAGACAACGGUGAGAGCGAGCUCGGGCUGGAACUCUUGGAGAGCAUGGACUGUGCUCCAAACUCUCGGACUCUUGUAGCGGGACUUACGGCCUGUGGGAACGUUGGGUCCAGUGAAGCUGGAAGGAAAAUCCAGGCUGAGCUUUACAGGCGUGGGCUGGAAAACGACCAAGUUGUGGGGACGUGCAUGGUAAACUUCUACGGGAAGUGCGGAGUUAUGAGUGCGGCCGAGCACUUGUUUGGAUCUCUGGCAGUCCGAGAUAUCGUCGCCUGGAAUGCAAUGAUCACAGGAUUCGGCCAACAGGGUGACACGUCGCGCGUGUUCAAAGCCUUUCGCGAGAUGCGAGAAGAUGGCGUGCGAGCAAACGCGAUCACGUUUGUCUCGGUCAUCACUGCUUGCAGCCACGGCGGCCUGGUUGAACGAGGCAGGGAGUUUUUCCAGGCAAUGGACCCGGACUCUGGCAUUGUUUGCGGGAUUCAUCACUACAGCAGCUUGGUGGAUCUCUUCGGGCGUGCAAACCGACUGGAAGAGGCCGUGAAAGUCCUCGAGAGCAUGCCUUUGAGAGCGGACGCUGUGGUUUGGAGGAGCGUCCUCGGGGCCUCCCGUAAGUGGAAGAACGUGGAAGUGGGGAGGAUUGCGUUCGAGGCACUGACGAAGAUCGACGAGAGAGACUCGGCUGCGUACGUUCUGAUGGCGAGCAUCUACCGGAGCGCGGGGCUGUGGGAGGAUCAUGAUAAGCUCAAGACUAUACAGGAGGCGGCCUUGAAAGCGGAUAGGAAGAGUUUAAGGAUUCAUCUACGAGCAGAUUGAUCUUCAUCAAGCGGUCACACGCUCGAUG
Molecule: messenger RNA, 2625 nt
Organism: Selaginella moellendorffii
Lineage: Eukaryota; Viridiplantae; Streptophyta; Lycopodiopsida; Selaginellales; Selaginellaceae
Product: pentatricopeptide repeat-containing protein At2g13600-like
Exons: 1
Coding region: 57-2597 (846 amino acids)
Biological process (GO): RNA modification
Molecular function (GO): RNA binding; protein binding
Source: RefSeq, a predicted model, not a curated record